AUUUAUAAAAACCGAAAUUCUUCUCUUUUUUCACUCGCCGAUUUAACUUAACUCCGUUCAACUUCAUUGCCUACUCUCCGGUAACUGCUUCUUCCUUUUGAGCUAUGAUCUUCUUCUUCACAACCCUAAUUGCUUAACCAUUCCCUUCCCUAAUGGAAGAUUCCGAGGGCGUUCUCAGCUUCGAUUUCGAGGGCGGUCUCGAUGCCGGUCCCACGAACCCUGCCGCCACUUCCUCCUUACCCAUCAUCAAUUCCGACUCUUCUGCCCCACCCGCUGCCUCUGCCGUCUCCAACCCCCUCUCCGGUGCCCUUGGUCCUGCUGUUUCAGCUGAACCUACGGGCGCCCCACAUGGUAACGUCGGAAACCGGAGGAGCUUCCGGCAAACGGUCUGCCGGCAUUGGCUUCGUAGCUUGUGUAUGAAGGGUGAUGCUUGUGGUUUCCUUCAUCAGUAUGAUAAGUCUCGGAUGCCCAUUUGCCGGUUCUUCCGUCUCUAUGGCGAGUGCCGUGAGCAGGAUUGCGUCUAUAAGCAUACCAACGAAGAUAUCAAGGAGUGUAAUAUGUACAAGUUUGGAUUCUGUCCAAAUGGUCCUGAUUGUCGGUAUAGGCAUGCAAAGCUGCCUGGACCUCCACCUCCACUGGAAGAAAUCCUUCAGAAAAUACAGCAUUUAGGUUCAUACAAUUAUGGUCCCUCAAACAAAUUCUUUACACAACGUGGAGUUGGCUUAUCCCAACAGAAUGAGAAAUCUCAAUUUCCUCAGGUUCCAGCCCUCGUCACUCAAGGAGUGACAGGAAAACCUUCAGCAGCAGAAUCUGUUAAUGUCCAACAACAGCAAGGCCAACAGUCUGCACCACAAGCCAGCCAGACUCCAGUACAAAGUCUUUCUAAUGGCCAGCCCAAUCAAUUAAACAGAAAUGCAACGUCUUUGCCUCAAGGAAUAUCUAGGUACUUUAUUGUUAAAAGUUGCAAUCGUGAGAAUUUGGAAUUAUCUGUACAACAAGGGGUAUGGGCAACUCAAAGAAGCAAUGAAGCUAAACUUAAUGAAGCUUUUGAUUCUGCUGAUAAUGUUAUUUUGAUUUUCUCAGUCAAUCGGACUCGGCAUUUUCAGGGUUGUGCAAAGAUGAUGUCCAGGAUUGGUGGAUCUGUCAGUGGGGGCAAUUGGAAAUAUGCACAUGGAACUCCACAUUAUGGGCAAAACUUUUCACUCAAAUGGCUGAAGUUAUGUGAGCUCUCCUUUCAGAAAACGCGUCAUUUGAGGAAUCCAUAUAAUGAAAAUUUACCAGUAAAGAUCAGUAGAGAUUGUCAAGAGCUAGAGCCCUCUGUUGGUGAGCAGCUGGCAUCUUUGCUUUAUCUUGAGCCAGAUGGUGAACUCAUGGCUGUCUCAGUAGCGGCAGAAUCGAAACGAGAAGAGGAAAAAGCCAAGGGAGUUAAUCCUGAUAUUGGAAGUGAGAACCCAGAUAUUGUCCCGUUUGAGGAUAAUGAAGAAGAGGAAGAGGAAGAAAGUGAAGAGGAGGAGGAGGAGAGCUUUGGCCAGUCCGCUGGCUUACCACCUCAGGGUAGAGGAAGGGGCAGGGGAAUGAUGUGGCCACCACACAUGCCAAUGGGACGUGGUGCCAGACCCUUCCAUGGAAUGCAGGGUUUCCCUCCUGGGAUGAUGGGUCCGGAUGGGCUUUCUUAUGGUCCUGUUACACCCGAUGGAUUUCCCAUGCCUGACAUUUUUGGUAUGACCCCUCGUGGCUUUGGCCCGUACGGUCCUACUCCUAGGUUUUCCGGUGAUUUUAUGGGUCCUCCAACUGCUAUGAUGUUUCGAGGACGACCUUCUCAACCUGCGGCUAUGUUCCCCCCUAGUGGGUUUGGCAUGAUGAUGGGUCAAGGGCGUGGUCCAUUCAUGGGUGGGAUGGGGGUUGCCGGUGCUAACCCAGCUCGUCCUGGUCGUCCUGUGGGUGUGUCUCCAUUGUAUCCACCUCCUGCAGUACCCUCGUCUCAGAACAUGAAUCGAGCUAUUAAGAGGGAUCAAAGGGGACUAACCAAUGAUAGAUAUAUAGUUGGCAUGGAUCAAAACAAAGGCGUGGAAAUUCAAAGUAGUGGACGCGAUGAAGAAAUGCAAUAUAAGCAGGGCUCAAAAGCCUAUUCUGAUGAGCAAUAUGGAACAGGAACCACUUUCAGGAAUGAAGAAAGCGAAAGCGAAGACGAGGCACCUCGACGAUCAAGGCAUGGAGAGGGUAAGAAGAAGCGGAGAGGCUCAGAAGGAGAUGCAACUGCAAUCUCUAAUCAGUGAUUACUUGUAGUUAGUUCUAAUAUUGGAGUACUCUUUUUUUGUUUCUCUUUUAAUUUUAUAGGCAACUUCUUGUGACGAAAGUUAUACAUUUCUAAGUAUUGUCGUAAUUCAUACAUUAUCUUACAAAUUUGUAAGUGAACUUUCAUAUGAAGGGAAGAAUCUCAUAACUUCAAUAUUCGAUUAUGUGAA
Cucumis sativus (cucumber) is the source of this 2465-nucleotide messenger RNA. RefSeq names its product 30-kDa cleavage and polyadenylation specificity factor 30. NCBI's taxonomy places the organism in Eukaryota, Viridiplantae, Streptophyta, Magnoliopsida, Cucurbitales, Cucurbitaceae. The transcript has 7 exons. Gene Ontology annotation, biological process: mRNA splicing, via spliceosome; regulation of mRNA splicing, via spliceosome. Gene Ontology annotation, cellular component: nucleoplasm. Gene Ontology annotation, molecular function: N6-methyladenosine-containing RNA reader activity; mRNA binding; metal ion binding. The record is from RefSeq and is a predicted model, not a curated record. The coding region runs from base 153 to 2276 and encodes 707 amino acids.